AUUCCUUACAGUCUGAAUUCUGCAGCUGGGGGGACCUGCAGUCGUACUGCCGCCGCUCUCUCAAACCCCUCCGCUAUCCGGCGAACUACGGAGUACUGAGUAGGUAACUUGAAGAUCCAGCCUGGAGCCUGGAGCCCAGGUACACAGCCCACCAACCAAUCAACCCCCACUAAUCUCCGACCCACAACCCCACCACUCAAGCUGCAUACAGAAAAAAACACCUCUCCCCGGACACUGCAUAUCCAACUCUUCUCCCCAACAAUCACCUCCAGCAUCCCCACUCAUCUAUCCUAUACCAAAAUAUCAUCACCAUCAUCACCACAACCAUAAACCCCAAAAUGCCACCGCCACCACCACCACCACCCUCCACAAAAACCUUCACCCACCCCCCGACCCUAGAACCGUAUACCCUCCCCCUCCCAACUUUCCUCACCACCCCACACCACCCCCACGACCACCCCCACACCCUCACCCCAACCACGCAUAUCGUAACCGGCGCCUUAAUCUUCGCCCCGAACCCUUCACCAACAACCACAACCACAACCACAACCACAACCACAACCACAACAACAACAACACCACCACCACCACCACCCCCCAACCAACCCAUCCGCAUCCUCCUCCUCCGCCGCGCCCCAACCGACUCCCACCCAGGCCGAUGGGAAAGCCCCGGCGGCUCCUGCGACGCCACCGACGCCUCCGUCCUCGCCGGCGCGGCCCGCGAGGUGUACGAGGAGACGGGGCUGCGGGUGUCACGGUUCCGGGCGCUGGUCGGGGUGGAUGCGUGGGAGGUGGUGCGGGCGGAUGGGGUCCGGAAGGUGGUCAAGUUUACGUUUUUGGUGGAGGUGGAGCCUCCCUCCGUAACGCGAUCGGGGGGCGAGGGGGUGCAGGGGGGCCAGGUUGAUGGUGGUGGAGUGGGCGGGAUCCGGCUCGAGCCCGCCGAGCAUGAUGCGUUGGUGUGGGCGACGGAGGAGGAGGUGCGGGCGGGGGUGGUUUGGUUGCGCGGGGAGAGGGUGCGGAUGGAGUUUGUGGGGAGGCAGCGGGAGAAUUAUCUUAGGGGGUUUGAGGUUUUGCGGUCUUUGCGGGGGGGUUUGUGAGUUGGUGGAAUUUGGGAGGGGGGAGGGGUUGGGUAGUGAGUGAUGGAUGUUUGGAUUUGUGAAGGGGAUGGAUGGUUGUAGGUGUGCUUGGUUUGAGGGGUGUGUUGGGAUUACUAUCUUUACCCUAAGCUGUGAUGGAAUGCUCGCCUAACGAGAAAAUAUAGGUCGAUGCUUAUUUGUACAGUUAUUUGAAUGAAGAUUCAAACUAUC
Aspergillus aculeatinus CBS 121060 is the source of this 1307-nucleotide messenger RNA. RefSeq names its product NUDIX hydrolase. NCBI's taxonomy places the organism in Eukaryota, Fungi, Ascomycota, Eurotiomycetes, Eurotiales, Aspergillaceae. The transcript has a single exon. Bases 339 to 1097 code for a protein of 252 amino acids. The record is from RefSeq and is a predicted model, not a curated record.